Molecule: messenger RNA, 672 nt
Organism: Hippopotamus amphibius kiboko
Lineage: Eukaryota; Metazoa; Chordata; Mammalia; Artiodactyla; Hippopotamidae
Exons: 2
Coding region: 1-672 (223 amino acids)
Source: RefSeq, a predicted model, not a curated record
AUGUCCUGUGGCGUCGGCGUCCACACCGUUGAGGCGGCACCCCAGGAAGGAACAGCUCGCCUCCUAAAGUUCCUGGGCGUCUGGCUGGACAACGAAGGAACCAGGUGCACGCCCAAGAGCAUCCUCCUGCCUCUCUGCAGCCACAAGACCUGCACCAGGCAGUCGAGCGAUAUCAAACCUCGAGAUACUUGCAACUAUCGCGGAUCUUUGUGUUACCGGCUGCCUAGAGGAAAGACGGCCGGAAAAUCGCUCCGCGCAUGUAAACCAAGAUUUUAUUCUCGUGAGAUCCCGAUGACAGCUCGGGAGCCAGUUCUCGCGGGAUUUUGCGAGUCAGGGUUGGAAGUUGUGGUGGACGGCAGAGGGAGGCCCAACACUGAGAAGGAGGUUAAGGGGUCGACUUGCCCGCCUGUUGUCCUCCUCCGGCGGCGGAGCCCCAGACGAGUAGGUGAGCGCCGCCUUGCAAGCCUCCACAGCGCUCUCCGGCUCUGCUGCUGCCUCGGACGCCACCCUCCCUUCCCCCUGGACCCCAUCAGGCUCCACCUUUGCUCCCUCUCGUCCCGGGACGUCGGGCUCCAGGGGGGGAGAUGUACGGAGGGCGGCGGGAGGAGAAGUUGGCCGCCAUCCGCCCGCCCGCCUCCUCCUGGCGGUCCUUCGCCGCCUGUCGGGUGUUAA